Messenger RNA from Coregonus sp. 'balchen', 291 nucleotides. The record is from the annotation of a GenBank genome assembly. Lineage: Eukaryota; Metazoa; Chordata; Actinopteri; Salmoniformes; Salmonidae.
AUGACAGUGUCUCAAUCUCUUACCUCCAAACGCCUACAGGAGGAUUACCCUGACACAUCGCUAUGGGACAAGCUCCAGCAGCACAACCCUCCACCAACACAAAUACAUACAUAUACAGAGGAUUUCAACGGCUCCAACAUCCUCCACACAUACACACUGUACUGUACAGGCCAGGAGAGAGACGCCAGAGGCAAGGUGCCACGGACACAGUGCCUUCAGCUGAGACCUCAUCUCCCCUCCAAUGGACUGCCUGGGGAAAGGAGCAUGCGCUCUACUCUGUCUCUUCCCUAG